This is a messenger RNA of Priapulus caudatus, 2722 nucleotides long. Its product is annotated as leucine-rich repeat-containing protein 15-like. The record is from RefSeq and is a predicted model, not a curated record. NCBI's taxonomy places the organism in Eukaryota, Metazoa, Priapulida, Priapulimorpha, Priapulimorphida, Priapulidae. The transcript is spliced from 4 exons. Gene Ontology annotation, cellular component: plasma membrane. The coding region runs from base 206 to 1780 and encodes 524 amino acids. Gene Ontology annotation, molecular function: protein binding.
GCGUGAUGCCGUGCGCUACUUAACGCACUGACUACCACACCCUCCUAGAAGGAAGCAAUCUAUAGGGUGUAUCAUCGCACUACCUACAGAACUGUAUUUCGUUAUUGUUAAGCAACGUAUUUAUACGCAUAGUGCGGUGUCGUAUUUUGCCUAUUUACGGUGCUACGGUGCUAGUACACGCUAGCGCGGAGCAGACAUUAGGGAGAUGCGUGCUCUGAGAUUGUGCGCCUUGCUGGCCUUGCUUCCUCUCGCCUUACCCGAUCGAUGCCCUCCCCGCAAGUUAAUUCGCCCCUGUAGAUGCGACACUGACCUGGAGGCGCCGUCGGAGAACGCGCAUGCCGUCAAGCUGACAUGUAGACGACUGGAGAUUAAGCGCCUCUCAGCCAUCGCCACCUCACUGAAGCCCUACAGCUUCCAGACGGUGACGCUCGACAGGUACGCGAGCACGACCCUGCCUGACAACGGGACGCUCGCACCGCUUGAUACGCGGCACUUCGUCAUCAGGCGCGCGCGCAUUACAACGCUCGGCCGAGGCACCUUCGUCGGCAUGCGUCGCCUAGCGGCUGUUAAGAUCACCGACUGUCGUCGCCUGAGGAGCAUCGGUAAGGGCGCAUUCCGUCGGCUACCAGCGUUGCUGAGCAUCAAAGUAACGGGCACUCGUCUGCGGCGUCUGCCUUCGCGCGUCUUUCACGGCGCUAAGCGACUCCGCUAUCUGAACCUCAGAAACAACCGACUAAAGGUAUUCCAACCGAAAGCGUUUAAAGGUUUAAACUCGCUUACAGAGCUGAACCUGGAUGGCAACCGGUUCACGCGCGUUAGCGACGGUGAGUUCAAGUACUUGCCGAGCGUUCAGCGUCUGACGCUUCGCGACAAUAACAUAACGCAGCUCGGCUACCAGGCCUUCUACGUGCUCGGCAGGCUGGCGCAACUCGACCUGUCGCGCAACGCCAUCGGUAAACUUCCGUUCGGCGUGCUGUUUCCCCUCGGUAGCCUCGAGAUGUUAAAUAUGACCGACAACGCGCUUGCCGACGUUAUGGUCGGCACGUUCAGCCGUAACCCAGUGCUCCGCUCUGUCGAUCUGAGCGGCAACAAUAUCGCCAAGAUGCGCGUCGGCGCCUUCACCGGCCCGUCACUGCUCGAGUCGCUCAACUUGUCGCGUAACCGCAUACGGCGCCUUCCCGUCGGCCUGCUAGACGGCCUCACCCAUCUCUCCGUACUUGACGUGUCAAGGAAUCGGCUCUUCCGCGUCGCCGACGGCGCGCUACGCACGAACCGCACGGGCGCCUGCUUCUGUGCGCCGUCUUUGCGCGACUUGUCACUAGCCGACAAUGGGCUGCGGCGGCUUGCACCCAGCAUGUUCUCCUACAUGCCGGAUCUGGUGACACUGCGACUCGAGGGCAACGCGAUCAGGGCCGUGCCGCAUGACGUGUUCGUGCCGAGCAAGAACGACUGUGGAUGUCAUGGCGGCGUGGCUGCGCUGCGGCACCUGUCGCUCGCCAACAACAGCAUUUGCUUUCUCAACCCGGAUACGCUCACGGGAAUGUCGGACCGUUUCGAGAGUCUAGAACUGGAAGGAAACCCGUUUCACUGCGACUGCUGUGCUGACUGGCUAAAGUCAAUGGCGCUAAUAAACACUAACAUUACCGAAUACAUGAAGGCCCGAUGUACUAAUCUCAGCGACAGAUUUCUGACGGAGGUAGAUUCCCGGGAGCUUAUAUGUGAUGGCGGUGUUAGGCAAUGCGAUCCGUACAGUCCUCCGCGUGCAUGCGCGAACACAUGAUCGCAGAAGAAGCGUCUUAGAGACGUCCCAAUCGAAAUUAUUGCAUGGAGGUGAACCUUUUCAUCACCCACCCCGUUACGUCAGUCGGUCUACGCAGUCACACACGACUAUGGAAGAGGCGCAGCAAUGCCGAGGUGUCCCAAUAUAUAGGGCCUCGUAAUAAUGUUAAAUGGGAAAACGGCAAUUACAUCAUUCGAUGUGUUCACAUAUAAUAAGUGAUCGUGGGAGUUACGGAAUUAUCAUGAAAUCUGGAAAAUUAUUUAUUGGAUAAUCAACAGGCUAAAAUGUGAGGAAUAUCCCGAAAGCAAAGGCAUGUAGCUCGUUCUAGACAUUUUCUCCUUACAGGAUUGUUUAUAUAAAUAAGACGUUAGAUUUAUUUUUGUGUUAUUUCGUCGGUUUCUUGCGCUUCUCUACUUGCUCUUGGCGGCAACUUGCUCUAGUAACACACCGGUUUGCACAACAACAUAAAUGAGUUUGAUCACACAAACAUGCCCCUCCCUUAACGCACACACGCAGCGAAAGUAGCAACUUAUUCAGUUAACAGAAUAAUCAUUUAAAAGAAAAACGAACCAUCAUCGUUAAGCUGAGAAACGUGCACAAUGGCAGGGGUAUUGAAAUACAUUUUUUGAAAUUUUAGUGCAAGUGCUAAACACAUUGGCAUGAUGUUUGAAACAUUCUAGUCGUAAGUGUAGUUUGUUAUUACACGUCGCACAUGUCAUUCGCUAUUUUCCUAUAAGUAUAUGUUCUUGAAAUGUUAUCUUUACAUGCUGUAAUAACUGUUCUCGAUUUUACUCCAUACUAUCAAAUGGUGUUUGUCGAUCCUUAUGCAUUAGCUACGCUCAUCAGGUAAGCUUGUCUGCAGUAUAUCAGAACAGACUUCGUAUGUGCCCCUGGUGUUGAAUGUAUCUGUACCAUACAUAAUAAUGAUUCUGUAUAGCCGGA